AUGGAUUACGAAGGUUCUGAGCCUCCGCCACCAUACACUCCAAGCUCACAGGCUACUCCUCUACCUUCUUACGAGCCCUGUGCACAUCGCCCAAGAGAUGAGUGCGUACCGCCAAAGAAGCCCAUAUAUUUCAAAUCCGUCCAAGGAAUAGAUCAUCUAACACCAAAAGAUACGGGUCUCAACAGGUAGACAUGUCUCUAUUGCUAUACCAAACCUGUCAAAUACAAAGCAGGCAACAGUGAAAACAGGCCUUUCUGCAAAGUUUGUCGUCGUGACAUGUGGACAGCGGAAAAAGAGGAACAACUUUGGUCUCCAGAAGCGGAAAGAUCAUACAACAGAACCAAACAGAAGCUAGGGAGGGAAACCUGGCUUUGUGGAAAUAAUGAGUGCUGCAUGUCAAAGCCCGAAGAACAAUACAAGGUCAAAUCUUAUGUUGGACGAAGAUGUAGUUACUGUGGAAACGAUAUGGAAUCUCGGAAGUUCCAAAAGACGAAAGCGAAGAAUGAGGAAAAGGAGGAGUCUGAACGAAAGAAGAAACAACUUAAAAGGUUACUUUGA
Molecule: messenger RNA, 558 nt
Organism: Hymenoscyphus albidus
Lineage: Eukaryota; Fungi; Ascomycota; Leotiomycetes; Helotiales; Helotiaceae
Source: the annotation of a GenBank genome assembly